Molecule: messenger RNA, 942 nt
Organism: Debaryomyces hansenii CBS767
Lineage: Eukaryota; Fungi; Ascomycota; Pichiomycetes; Serinales; Debaryomycetaceae
Exons: 1
Coding region: 1-942 (313 amino acids)
Source: RefSeq, a predicted model, not a curated record
AUGCUCUCAAAAACGAAUAGAGGAAUUCAACUCAGAAUAAGAUCAGCUAGUAAAGCUCUCUUGUCGUACACAAAUAAUGGAGCUAAACGAAAUGUUGUUGAUUCAGCACUUAUUCUGAGUCGAGAUUUGUACAAGGAGAAUCCUCAAAUCAAUUCACACAAGAAAAUACCUUAUCAAGGAGUAAGACCGUCUUUCUACAGAAGAGCAGCUACCGAUUUUGAUUCUGAAUAUUUGGAUCGAAAGGGACUUGGAAAUAACAGGAUUCUAGAGGUUUUAGAUCUGGAUGAAGACUUUGAGUCUAAAAUAUCCCCCAGGGCGGAACAUAUCCAGCAGUUUGUGGGAGAAGAAUUUCCAUUGUCAUUGAAUGAGAAGCUUAGCAUACUAUGUGGUCUUUCAAAUUUUUCCUUAGUCCUUGAACAAAGAGGUAAGUAUGAUGCAACCCUGUUUGAUAAAACGCCAAGUAACGUCUCUAGUCAGGGAUUGUUUCCUGAGGUAAGAACAGGUGAAGAAUACACAACAGAAAAGCUUCGCUCUAUUGGCAAGACUAUAUUUGAUCUUCAUCUUGGACUUAGUACCGUCUUUACGGAUGAAAAGUAUCUUUCGCUUCCGUCUGAAAGUUUGGAACAGACUAUGAACUUAUUCAAUGACGAAGAGAAAAUAAUACCAUUAUUUAUGAAACGUAAUUAUAUUUACGAUUGCAUACUUCCUUAUCAGGGUACUACGAGGAGAGGCGUGAUUCAUUCGAGUGAAAAGUAUACAGAGAAAAAAAAGAAAAUCCAAGAUGUCACUUCAAUAGGAAGCUUUUACACUAUGAUUGGAUUAUUAUCGGUAAAGUUCAAUAUGGAAGAUAUGUUAGACAAAGUGGUUUAUGGUAAAAUUAUUAACGGACAGGCAGGUUUGGUUACUCUUGCAACCGAAACACUAACGAAACUAAGAACCUGA